Molossus molossus (Pallas's mastiff bat) is the source of this 2829-nucleotide messenger RNA. RefSeq names its product phosphodiesterase 8A (gene PDE8A). The transcript has 23 exons. Lineage: Eukaryota; Metazoa; Chordata; Mammalia; Chiroptera; Molossidae. Gene Ontology annotation, molecular function: 3',5'-cyclic-AMP phosphodiesterase activity. The record is from RefSeq and is a predicted model, not a curated record. The coding region runs from base 77 to 2347 and encodes 756 amino acids. Gene Ontology annotation, biological process: cellular response to epidermal growth factor stimulus; positive regulation of ERK1 and ERK2 cascade; signal transduction.
CGCCGUCCGCGGGGAGCCCCAGGCUCGCGGCGGCCCCAGCGAGAAGGUAACAGUAACUAAUGUGCAAAUUGGCCCCAUGAGAUUUCAUCCAGAUCAACUCCAGGUACUUUUAGUGUUUACCAAAGAAGAUAACCAGUGUAACGGGUUCUGUAAGGCAUGUGAAAAAGCAGGGUUUAAAUGUACAGUUACCAAGGAGUCUCAGGCUGUCCUUGCCUGUUUCCUGGCCACACACCACGACAUCAUCAUCAUAGACCACAGAAAUCCCCGAAAUCUGGAUGCAGAGGCGCUGUGCAGGUCUAUUAGAUCAUCAAAAUUCUCAGAAAACACAGUUAUUAUUGGUGUAGUACGCAGGAGGGAUAAAGAAGACUCGUCAGUAAUGCCCCUCAUUGCUGCUGGCUUUACGAGGAGGUAUGUGGAAAACCCUAACCUCAUGGCCUGUUACAAUGAGCUGCUCCAGCUGGAGUUUGGAGAGGUGCGGUCACAGCUGAAACUCAGGGCUUGUAACCCAGUAUUCACUGCAGUGGAGAAAAGUCAAGAAGCCGUUGAAAUUAUAAGUGACACCAACCUGAUACAGUACGCAAACCCUGCAUUUGAGUCAACAAUGGGCUAUGCAUCAGGUGAACUAAUAGGGAAGGACUUAGGAGAAGUGCCUAUACAUGAAAAAAAGGCUGAGCUGCUCGAUACUAUAAAUUCAUGCAUCAAGUUGGGCAAGGAGUGGCACGGAAUUUACUACGCCAAAAAUGGAGAUAAUGUGCAACAAAGUGUGAAGAUAAUACCUGUCAUUGGACAGGGAGGAAAAAUUAGACACUAUGUAUCCAUUAUCAGAGUGUGCAACGAUAAGGCUGAGAAAAUAACUGAAUGUGUUCAGUGUGACACUCACACAGAUAAUCAGUCAGGCAAACAUAAAGACAACAGAAAAAGUUCGCUAGAUGUCAGAACUGUUUCCUCUCGAACAAGUGAAGUGUCUAGCCAGAGACGACACUCCUCCAUGGCCCGGAUACAUUCUAUGACCAUUGAGGCGCCCAUCAACAAGGUGAUCAAUAUCAUCAACGCUGCCCAGGAAAACGGCCCCGUUUCCGUGACAGAAGCCUUAGACCGUGUGCUGGAGAUUCUAAGAACCUCCGAAUUAUACUCACCACAGUUCGGUGCUAAGGAUGAUGAUCCUCACGGCAGUGACCUCGUUGGGGGCCUGAUGUCUGAUGGUUUGCGAAGACUAUCUGGGAAUGAACAUGCUCUUUCAACAAAAAACCUUCAAGUUCCGAGCAAUGCAGCCACCCCCAUAUCCCUUCACGACGUCCCACUGCAGAUAGCUCAGGCCAUGGAACACGAGGACUACUGGGACUUUGACAUUUUUGAGCUGGAGGCAGCCACUCAGAAGAGGCCUUUAAUUUAUCUCGGUCUCAAAAUCUUUGCUCGCUUUGGAAUCUGUGAAUUCUUAAACUGCUCCGAAACAACACUGAGAUCAUGGUUACAAAUUAUUGAAGCCCAUUACCAUUCUUCUAACCCCUACCACAAUUCUACGCAUGCUGCCGACGUGCUUCACGCCACUGCCUACUUCCUCUGCAGAGAAAGGGUAAAGCAAACUUUAGAUUCCGUCGACGAGGCCGCUGCCCUCAUUGCAGCCACGAUCCAUGACGUGGACCACCCCGGGAGGACCAGCGCCUUCCUGUGCAACGCCGGGAGCGAGCUGGCCAUCCUGUACAACGACAUCGCCGUGCUGGAGAGCCACCACGCCGCCUUGGCCUUCCAGCUCACCACUGGCGAUGACAAGUGCAACAUCUUCAAGCACAUGGCCAGGAAUGACUACUGGACACUGCGCCACACUAUUAUUGACAUGGUCUUGGCUACAGAGAUGACAAAGCACUUCGAGCAUGUCAACAAGUUUAUCAACAGCGUCAACAAGCCUUUGGCAGAACUAGAAGAAAAUAUGGUAACUGACAAAGACCAAGCAGCCAUAAACACUGUGCUCAGGACUCCGGAGAACCGAACUCUGAUCAAACGAAUGCUGAUUAAGUGUGCUGAUGUGUCCAAUCCCUGCAGACCCUUGGAGCAGUGUAUUGAGUGGGCCGCACGCAUCUCAGAAGAAUAUUUUUCUCAGACCGAGGAAGAGAAGCAGCGGGACCUGCCGGUGGUGAUGCCGGCCUUUGACAGAAAGACCUGCAGCAUCCCCAAGGCCCAGAUCUCCUUCAUGGACUACUUCAUCACAGGCAUGUUCGAUGCUUGGGACGCCUUUGUCAACCUGCCAGAGUUACUGCAGCAUCUGGACAACAACUUCAAAUACUGGGAAGGACUCGACAAGAUGAAGCUGCGGAGCCUCCGACCACCUCCACCCCCGGAACCAAAAUAGGGAAGAGCUCCUCCUGUAUAGAAACUGGGCCUCUGAAACCACUCUACCCACCUGAUGUGCUUUGCCAAUGACUCUGCAAAUUAAAAGAAAUUAAGACUGAACACUGUUUUCGUAAAAUUUUAUUAAUGACUUUUCCAAAAGUUUGCCUUACUUUGUAGAGUGUUUAUACAGAAUAUUCUCAUAGAAACAAACAGCAAACAUGGAAUAUUUACUAAAUUGACUUUUAAAAAAAUUAUCUUUAUUAUUGAACGUAUUACAGAUGUCCCAUUGAUCCCCUAAGUUGACUUUUUAAGACCAAUCUGUUUUCACCUUCAGUGGUAAUUUUUUAAAAUGUAUCUUUAUUGUUGAAAGAAUUAUAGAUGUCCGUCCUUCCCCACUCCCACGUAAGUGGUCGUUUUAAAUUCCAGAUAUUUAUAAAGGUUCUGUAUCUUCACACUUUCAAUAAAUGUAGUACCAUAAAAAAUGACACAUGAUGACAUAUC